Molecule: messenger RNA, 731 nt
Organism: Cephus cinctus (wheat stem sawfly)
Lineage: Eukaryota; Metazoa; Arthropoda; Insecta; Hymenoptera; Cephidae
Product: ubiquitin-like protein 4A
Exons: 4
Coding region: 140-589 (149 amino acids)
Biological process (GO): post-translational protein targeting to endoplasmic reticulum membrane
Molecular function (GO): protein binding
Source: RefSeq, a predicted model, not a curated record
AGUGGCGUAUUGCAAACAUAACCUCCACUAUAAAAUGUUCGAACAUUCAUGGAUGAUACAGAAGUUUUUGACAUUCGAAAGAAUUUGAUUAAACGUGUGUAAUUUGAUUCAGUUUAGUGCAAGUAAAGUAAAUUGCAUCAUGAAAGUCAUCGUGAAGAUUCUUCAAGGAAAAGAAUGUGUUGUGGAAAUCAUGCCUUCAGAAACUGUUUUGGAAUUGAAGCAUAAAGUGAGCAGUCUUUUAGGGAUUGAUGUUCCUCAACAGAAAUUGUUACUGACGGGCAAAGCUCUUGCAGAUGAAAAUCCCUUGAGUUUCUACCCAGGCAUCAAGGAUGGAAGCAAACUGAAUUUAGUGGUUAAAAAGGCAGUAGGUGAAUCGAAUGAAGGGAAAUCAUCCCAUAAUCAAUCUAGCACACAACUCUUAAGAGUUGAAAUGUCAAGAGUGUUAAGGCAUUAUUAUACCGAAUCAGAAACAGAGUCAAUAGUCAAUGAAUUGAUAAAAGACUUGAAAAAUAAAGUGAAUAAUCUUAGUUUUGAUGAUUUGGAGAGAUUAGCAACUGCGCUUCUUCAAGACCAAGAGACCAUAGCUUAAGAUAAUUUGAAAACUUCAUCCACCUGCUUAUCAAUCUAAAAUUUGUAAAAUUAUACAAUGAUGACACUGUCAAGGAUCCGCUAAGUCUAAUUGACGGAAGUACCGUGCAACCAAACAGAUGAAUAAAUUUAAUACAGUUGUC